UGAAGAUGAUAAAAUGACACUUCUUGAUGAAUAUGAAAGUCAUGUUGAAAGUGCUAGACAUCAGAGGGAGCAAUAUAGAAUGCAGUGUGAUGACUCUAAAGUUACAUGUAGUGAAAACAUUACAGUUGAAGGUGCAGUAUCAUGUUCCUUAGAUGCAACCGUCCACUACAGCUGGGACUUUGCACAGCAGGUUCAUAUUCCACACCAUAGCCAACAGGUUGGACCCCUGUAUUUCAAAACUGCCAGGAGAUGUGAGGUAUUUGGAGUUUGCUGUGAAGGAUCUGAGAAACAGGUGUUUUACCUUGGUGAUGAGGGUGUUGCCCCAGGCAAAGGAGCAAACACAGUUGUCAGCUACCUCCACCAUUACCUUGAAAACUACGGCCUGGGUGAGGAACAUGCCCAGUUCCAUUUUGACAAUUGCCAAGGACAGAACAAAAAUAAUGCAGUUCUUGGUUAUGCUGUGUGGAGAACAUUGACGGGAGGGCAUAAGACAAUCCAAUAUUCAUUGAUGCUAGCCGGCCACACCAAAUUCUCAUGUGAUUGGCAUUUUGGAGUGUGGAAAAACAGAUGGAGACACAUGGAUGCAGAGACAGUUGAGGAGGUGGCUUCCACAGUAGCAAUGUCAUCCCGUAAUGGCCACAACAUCCCCCAUAUUGUUGAUGGCAACAGCAAACCAGUGUUGUUCUAUGACUGGAGCACCUUCUUCAAAGGCAUGUUCAAACCAUUGAAGAACAUUUCGAAAUACCAUUCAUUUGAGGUGUCUUCUAACGAGCCUGGGGUUGUAAGAGUAAGGAAGUUUGUUGAUGCCCCUGAGGAGAAAAUUAACAUACUGAAAACCUGCCAAGUGGAUAUUUGUGUUAUGCCAGAGCAGAUCUUUGGUGAGGGAAUAAAUGCUGAAAGGCAAUGGUACUUGCAUGAUGUAAUAAGAGACUUUUGCAGAUCGGAUCAUGCUAAAAACACAACAUGCCCUUUGCCAUUAGUUGCAAAAGAAGGCUAUUCAAAGGCCAAAAAACAAAAGUUGAAAUAGGUAACUUUAUUGAGAACACUUUCUGUGUGUGUUUCAGCAAAAGGUAUAGUUUGUGUCUUGCUAUAAACAGAUUGGCAUGUAUAAGUUGAAGUUUAAUGUUUUCAUUUUCAUUCAAAGAAUAUAUUUCUUAGUGUAACAUUGAUAAAAUAUUUAUGAUUUUAGAUAAAAUAUUUAUGAUUUUAGGAAUGUAUGGUUUCCAUGGCAACCAAAAGUAACAAACUUGAUUGAUCAUUGAAUACCUAUGCAUAAACGUGUAUUUCAUUUAUGGGAAUAUCAUUGAACAGUUGGCCAUCUAUAAGUAAAGUAUGAUGGCACUCAUAUUUUCCAUACAUGACUGCAGUAUAAUAUUCAAGUGUACAUUAUAAAUCUACAUGUUAUAACUUUAUAGUUAUACAUACAUAUAGUUUCAAUGUUCCUUGCUUUAUGUUUGUUCUCAAUUUUGUCAAAUAAGGCAUGUGUCAAUGCUUUCCUUGUAAAUACAUUUCAGUCUGUGUCAUCUUACAACUCUAAACUAAUGAAAUGAGCAAAAAUAUGAACUAUUCUAGGUAUAAGUAAGUUUCUAUGGCAACCAAAUAAAACAUGUCUUCCUAUUGAAAUAAAAAAAAAAUUGAUUUCACCAGACAAGUUACAUCUUUUAAAUAAUUGCUUGUUUUAAAAUAAUGUGUUUGUGUUUUGAUCAAUACAAUGAUAAGCUCACUACUUUUGAUCAAUUUACCUUGUUUAAGAAAAGUGGCAGAUUUUCUUCACAGGGUCUAUUGUUAAUUGCUGUAAACAUUCUAUUUUACUACAUAGCUGGCUGAAAAUUUAAUGCUGUACUGAAAUAUUUCCUGCAAACAUAACAUAUCAAAUUCAAAUGUGAUUUUAUGUAUUUAAGCAGUUUUUUGCGUUUAUUUGGAUAAAUUUCUCGUGAAAAAAUUGUAGUCAUGGCAACCGUUUUUUAUGAAAUGCACAUGUAGUGUUACAUUCUCCAUAAAUGAUGUUAUUGAUGUUAUGAUAAUGUUUCCACAAAAAUAAAAAGUGUUGCAUUCUAUUUCAAUGGAAUACAGACUCUUAAAAUCAAGGUAGUUGUAUUUACUUAUGUUUCCAUUUCCUUCAUUGUUUUCGCCAUUUUAUAACAAAUAGUGGUAUCGCGAAAUUUGUCCUCAAUCAGUCAAUUUUAAAGAUAUCAGCUUAAAACUUCAGGACUUUAUUUCUGAAACAUAGCACAUUCAGAAAAUGUAAAAACCUGAAAAAGUCAUUUUUCCUCAUUAGGACCCAUUUUCGCAGACUUGGUCACAUAUAUGUAUUAUGCAUAUUUCAUGUAUGUGUUAUGUCUGAUUAAUGCUUGGUGUUUGAUGCUUUUGA
Messenger RNA from Mya arenaria, 2371 nucleotides. RefSeq lists its product as uncharacterized. Bases 14 to 1027 code for a protein of 337 amino acids. The transcript is spliced from 6 exons. The record is from RefSeq and is a predicted model, not a curated record. Lineage: Eukaryota; Metazoa; Mollusca; Bivalvia; Myida; Myidae.